Molecule: messenger RNA, 634 nt
Organism: Trichomonas vaginalis G3
Lineage: Eukaryota; Parabasalia; Trichomonadida; Trichomonadidae
Exons: 1
Source: RefSeq, a predicted model, not a curated record
AUGCGUUUAUUCGUUGGUUACAAAUCAUCAAAUCAAAGCUUUAAACAAUUAGAAGUAGAAACCGAAAGAGGUGAUGCCGGUUAUCUUCAGAUGGAUUGCGCCCGUGAAUCUUUCGCAUUUGCAACAUAUAAACCAAAAUCAGAAAGGAAAGUUAAAAAGUUUGUUCAUUCGUUAUAUAAUAAUGUUCAAAAAUAUGAUAACUCAGUAUGUGGUAAAUAUAUUGACCCUUCAGAAGUUUUCAAGAAAGCAAAUGAAGAAGUUGAUGUCACUUUUGAUAUGAUUAUUCCGGUAAAUGAUUUGUUAGCAUUUCAGGCGUUCGAUGAUUAUCCUAAAUCAUUUGGUGAUAUCAUUCUUAAAUAUUAUGUUUUCAGGGAUACUUUAGUAUUUUGUCAGGUUGACCCGUUAAGAGUUGCUGAUUUACAAAAUUACGUUUAUGAAAAGAUAACUGAUGAAAAUUAUGAAAAGAUUAUGAAUCAUGUUUAUAAAUAUGAUCGCAAAUUCCAACAAAUCGGACUUCCUGCCAAAUUAAUUACAAGCUUAGCCGCUACAUCUGCUGAGGCAACAGUUGAUGACGUUAUUAUUUCAUGCACAAAGAUGGAAGUUUUAGAGGAUAAAUGCAUUACACCAGGAUACG